CGAGUUCGGUGUGUAGGCGCGCGGUCCUCUGCUACGCCGUAGAGCUACGCCGCGCUACGACAUCGGAAAGUAUUUCGCGGGUGAACUUUGGUGUUGAAUAGUUUAUUAUGACUGAGUGCUAUGGGAUGUUGGCAGGACGAACUUGAACAUUGACUUACUACCGAUAUAUUAACUACACAUUAAUACAGGCCGCUCGUGUGCCCGCCAUGCUGCCCGUGGUGCUGCACGCGCUGUUGAUCAUCAUUGUGACCGUUAUUCUUUGUUGUCUCCAGUAUCAACGUCAUCAUGUCAGCUCCUGUUCCUGAUGGAGCCACCUCCUCGGCUGUCGUUCUCCAACAGCACGGGCGCGCGGGUAUCGUGUGCAGCACACGGCACUCCGGCGCCCAUCAUAUCCUGGCUCACGGAGGACGGAGCACCAGUGUCUGAUGUUCCUGGACUCAGGAGCGCCCUGUCGAACGGCACGCUGUGGCUGGGCGCGUUCUCAGCGGCGCAGUACCGCAGCGACGUGCACGCCGCGGUGUACCGCUGCCGCGCCGCCAGCACCGCCGGCACCAUACUCUCGCGGGACAUGAGGCUCGAGGCCGUGAUGGACGUGCCCUGGGACGUACGCGUACAGUCCUCCCACGGCGUGGCAGGUGGAGCUGCCCUGCUGACCUGUACUGUGCCAUCCAUCGUGAAGAACCACGUCACCGUCUCCAGGUGGUUCAAGGAUGGAAAUGUACUGGCACCACUCGCCGCUGAAGCUGGUGGUCGCUACAUAGUGGGUGGCAGUCGCAGUGACGUCCUAGUGGUGCGUGACGCGCGCCCCGAAGACAGCAGCUCCUACUCCUGUGAGGCACAGCAUGCACUCACUGGCGAGAAGAGGAGGAGCCCUGCUGCCAUGGUCACUGUCUCACAUGCCUCAUCGAGCAUGGCUCCACGAAUGCUGACCGUGUCCGAUGACGAGAUGGUGCCCCAGGGAGGUGACAUCAGACUAGUGUGCUGCGCUAUUGGUAGUCCACCACCAACAUAUAGCUGGUUUCGCCAUUCCAACGGUCGUCUGAGCCCAGUGUCAAACAGCAUCAGGAUCUCGGUAUCCGAUCAGGUGCUGAUCAUCCGCCGCGCGCAGCUGUCAGACGGCGGAGUGUGGACGUGCAGGGCGCACAAUCAGUUUGGGGAACAGAGGAGAGACGCCAGGCUGAGAGUCAGGUCCAGGCUGGUCGUCAGCGUGCACCCACAGUUACAGGUAGCGAACUCUGGGAGCUCGGUAGCGUUCAACUGUUCGGUGGAAGGUGGGGAUGCUCGCGUGAGAUGGUUGCAUGAUGGGGUGCCGGUGGGGGGCGGGGAGCGGACGCUGAGGGUGCACGGAGUCGUCAGGGCACACCGCGGCAUGUACCAGUGCUUCGCUGAGAGGGACCUGGACAGCGCACAGGCCGCAGCAGAGCUGAGACUAGGAGACACGGCACCGGAGCUGCAUUAUACGUUCAUAGAGCAAGCUUUGCACCCCGGUCCGUCCCUGGCACUGCACUGCGCCGCGUCCGGCAGCCCCCCGCCCCGUUUCACCUGGCUGCUAGACGGACAGGCAGUAGAAGAACACAAUACUGCACAAAGAAGUAUAAGUCAGUUCCUGAACUCUAACGGCGAUGUGGUGAGCUACAUGAACCUGACUUCAGUGCGGCCUGAGGACGGCGGCCGGUACACCUGUAGGGCGCACAACUCCCGGGGAGCCGUCGAGCAUUCCACCAGGCUUAAUGUAUAUGGUCCACCUUCGAUCCGUAACAUCGGUCCUGUGAGGGUGGUGGCCGGCGUGAACACCACCAUCUACUGUCCAUUCUCCGGAUUUCCAAUCAGUGAGAUUCGAUGGCAACGUGGUGGACUGGACGUUAGUUCUACCGGAGGUCGUGCGCUGUCAGGAGUUGGAGGAGAACUGCUGUUGUGGCCAGCAGAGCCUGCUGAUGCAGGAGUCUACUCUUGCAGAGUGACGUCACCCUCGGGACAAUAUGCACAGAAAGAUGUUCAGAUCUUCGUGAGAAAUCCGCCAAAAAUUGCCGGUUUCUCGUUUCCACUGGAUUUAGUCGAAGGCAGCUCAAUACAAGUUCUGUGUGGGAUCACGUCGGGAGACAAACCAGUUUAUUUUUCCUGGCUCAAAGAUGGACAGCAUAUACCGUCUGGCUUACAGGUCCAAGAAAAGUCACUGGACGAGUUCAGCUUCCUCAUAUUUUCUCACGUUACGUCGAAACACAGCGGGGACUAUACCUGCGUUGCUAGUAACUCUGCAGCAGAGGUGAACCACACCGCUAGAUUGGCUGUGAAAGUGGCUCCGUCAUGGGUGUAUGAGCCCCAAGACGUAUCUGCUCUCUUAGGAACCCAGAUUUUAGUGCACUGUUCUACCAAAGGAUACCCUGAACCGAGGAUUUCUUGGCUCAAAGGUCAUGGAUCAGGUGAAAGUGAUUUCCGACCAGUUUCAAACCUGGAUCUCCAGUUCGCUGUGCUUCCUAAUGGAUCUCUGAGCAUAGCACCAGCCGCUCAUCAUCAUGAGGGUCAAUACAUGUGUCGUGCAGAGAAUGGCAUUGGAAGGGGACUUUCGAAAAUUAUUGCAGUAUCCGUCAAUGAGCCAGCUCAUUUCGAGUUUUCCUCACGCAACAUGACUGUGAAAAGGACUGCGCAAGCGACACUGCAGUGUGAUGCACGAGGAGAUCCACCUAUACAACUGCAGUGGACACAUAACAUGAAGAGGGUGGAUCUCACUACUUACAGGGUAUCAGUCUCAGAGAAGCGAUCAGACAGUGGCGUCAGCUCACAACUGAGCAUAGCACACGCUGAACGGCAUGACUCUGGAGUGUAUCGCUGUCGAGCCGAAAACGCAUACGGCAGAGAUGAACUGCUCAUUUAUCUUGCUGUUCAAGAGUUUCCCGAAGCCCCAGUAGGGCUGCAUGUAUCACGUCGUUCAGGUCGCGGCGCAUCCCUAUCUUGGCGGCGCGGGUACGACGGCAACGCACGCGUGUUGCUGUACCGUCUACAGUAUCGCGUAGUGGGGGACACAAGGAGACCUGACGCAGGAGACUGGGCUGACGCACCUACCAGAGAUGUACCAGCUGAGAGGGUCAUUGAAAGACAGGACCCCGACUCUGGCUCGGAAGUGAACCUGGAAUAUAGAGUAGAAGGUUUGCGACCGGCCACAGCAUAUGCACUGAGACUCGCUGCAGUCAAUGCUAUAGGUGAUAGUGACUACUCGGAGCCUGUUAUUGUACAGACUUUAGAAGAAGCUCCAUCAGAACCACCUCAUAAUGUACAAGUUCAGGCGACCGCACCAGGAGAGCUACUCGUGAAAUGGCAGGCACCACCACAAGAGUCAUGGAAUGGUGAGCUCCUCGGCUAUGUCGUAACGUGGCAUGAAGUAUCAUCGUCAGGGGACAACAAGACAUCUGCGCUGACGGCGGCAGGGUGGGGCGCGGCCCACGCGGUGCUUGUGGCGCUGCGUACGCAUGCGCAGUACGAGGUCAAGGUGCGCGCCUUCAAUGCCGUAGGAGCCGGUCCACCCUGCGCGCCACUUACUGCCUCUACCCUUGAAGGAGCUCCAGAAGGUCCUCCGGAGCGAGUUCGCUGCGAGCCACUGUCAGCGCAGUCAGUACGCGUAUGGUGGGAGCCACCCCCACCAGCACUCAGAGGCGGAGUGUUGCUGGGAUACGAAGUACUGUAUGAGACUGUCGACGAAUUGGAGAGUCAAGUAGAGACUCGUCGCUCUGGUGGUAUGGAGACCGUGCUACAGGCGUUGCAGAGAGCUGCCAACUACAGUAUAGCGGUGCGCGCAAGGACCGCAGCCGGGACCGGCCCUACUUCUGAACCCGUUUACUGUGCCACACAUGAAGACAUACCUGGAGCUCCAAUGGACAUAAAAGCAGUAGCCAACUCUGAAGAUACAGUGAUCGUGAGCUGGCUUGCACCACUGCAGAAGAAUGGCAAGAUCAAGCAUUACACUGUCUAUAAUAGACCACAAAGAACAGGCCAGCACUCACAUAUGAUGGUGCUACACAAAGAAGAAGAGGAGGAGUAUCAAGUUGAAGUGAGAGGUCUUCAAGAACACAUCGUAUAUGAGUUCUGGGUGACAGCAGCCACAGCGUCUGGUGAGGGAGAGAUGAGUGCCAUAGUCGCUAGGAAACCAAAUCCUAGAGCUCCAGCUAAAAUCACAUCGUUCGGGCGUCGACUGGAGGCGAAGGAAGGCAGUCGAGCUCGAGUAACUUGUGCUGCGGCUGGCGCGCCGCCGCCACACCGCGCGUGGUCGCGGCGACGACCUGCGCCACCGCUAGCACAUGAUGCUAAUUUCCUCAUCGAUGGACCCUAUCUUAUAAUUCUUAACGUGGACCGCAGUGCAGCGGACAACUACACGUGCACAGUGCGCAACCCGUGGGGCGAGGAGCGCGCCGCCUGGGAGCUGCGGGUGCUGGCGCCGCCCGCGCCGCCGCGCCUGCGCCUCGCCGCCGCCGCGCCCGCCCGCCUGCAGCUACUGUGGGAGAAACCACACUCUGGAGGAUCCAAUAUACAUGGCUACAUACUGGAGUACUCCCGGUCCGACGCCACCAGAUGGCAGCAGACCCGGCUCCCAGCCGACACUCGCACUCACUCGCUGGAGCGGCUGGCGUGCGGCACGCUGUACAAGGUGCGCCUCACUGCGUACAACGCGGUCGGAUCCUCGGCGCCCAGCGAGGAACUCAUUGUCUCUACGAAAGGAGGACCAUCAAAAGCAUCACCAGAAAAGGACCUGAUAACUACGAACAGCACAUGCGUCCGACUCAACUUACUGACCUGGGACAGCAAUGGCUGUCCUUUGACACAGUUCUCAGUAUCUGUGAGGAGUUUCGAGGAGUCGUCCUGGAUGACGCAGACUGUAUCGCCGGCAGCACAGCCCACUGUCCUCUGUGGGUUGACAUUGGCAACCUGGUACCAUUUGAAAGUAGUUGCAGUGAGCGCUGCUGGGACCACCCUGGGGAACUACUACUUCUCUACUCUAACUGAAAAUGGAGAUCGCAUCCCAGCACCAGCUCACUUCCCCCCCGGCGGGGAGGAGGGGGAGGAGCGCGCGACCGCCGUCCUGGCUGCAGCCGGCUGCGGUCUGCUCGCUGCACUACUGCUACUGGCGACACUUGCUUACAAGCGGAGUCCAUCAGCAUCAUGCUUCAGAAAAGGCUACGAGCAAGGAGACAUCUCGGAGGAGGAAGAUAAGUCGGUGGAGAAAAGGGACAACCGGCGGAACUGUCAGCAGGUGUACACGUCCUCGCCCAUCAAGCAUCCUAUUGGGAAGAAGGACCAACAAGAGAUGUACGAGAUAAGUCCAUACGCGACGUUCAGUAUGUCUGGCGGUGCGAGCCGCGCCGAGCCCGCGCCGCUGCAGGCCGCGCCGCCGCGACACCAUCUACAUCACCAUCUGCAUCAUGAGAAUGCAGAUGAGUACACGUUGUCUCGAGCUAUGACGCUGAUGGUGCGUCGCUCGGAGUCUGACUCGGACUCGAGUGGCUCGCCCUGCGCCGAGUGUAACUCCAGUGUGUCAUAUAGGAUGCCUGUCACUCCGGGGAAAGACGAAGUAUUCCGUGCAGUGACGGACUCGAGUGCGGAGUCGGCGGCGGACGCGCGCUCUGUGUCGCAGCGACCGCACGACAAGUCGCGGCGACGACCGCGGCGACAUCACACGCCCACAUCGUCUAGAUACCAACAACGGCAGGAACAAGAGAGAAGAGAUUUUACGAUACACGUAUAG
Molecule: messenger RNA, 5731 nt
Organism: Spodoptera littoralis (African cotton leafworm)
Lineage: Eukaryota; Metazoa; Arthropoda; Insecta; Lepidoptera; Noctuidae
Source: the annotation of a GenBank genome assembly